AUGAGACCGCCUACACUGCCCUAUGCCUCUAUCGAUGAAAGAGUGGUCCCAAACCUCGUGAGUAGCACGUUUGGACAACAACACCGGGAAGGAUUCUGUGCCUUUGUGGAUGCCCGUUUCUCAGGCAUCUUCUAUGGAUUUAGUACACGAGUAGAGGUCAACUGGGUCGAAGUGGCGCGUCAACAGCAAGGGCAGGAUAAUAAGGCACUUGACAUCGCUCUACAAUGUCUUGGGAGUCUACAGCUCGGGCAAGCGAAUAGCGAUGAGCGGCUCGUUUUGCAAAGUCGCGAAAUGUAUGGCCGUGCACUGCAACAGCUGGUCAGGGCACUCAACACCCCGUCUUUAGUCCGGGCGGACAAAACCCUCGGUGCAUCAAUUCUCCUUGGCCUAUACGAAGCGGUGAGUGGUAUGGAUCAAAACUCCUGGAUGCUGCACUCAGGGGGCAUUGGAUGCCUUUUCCAGCUUCGAGGAGCACACGCCCAUGUCCAAGGGUUUGCUAGGACCUUGCUGGUGUCCUUUCGCAGCUUUCUAGUGUUCGAUGCUUUUAUGCGCGGCGAAAGGUGCUUUCUAGAAGAUCAGAAAUGGCGAGAUAUUAUUCCGGAUAUUAUUAAAGAUGAAGAACGGCGCGGAAAGUCCUCUCCCCUCGGCGAGCUGCUUGAAUAUGCAUUUUAUGAUAUUUCUUGUUGCCCUGGAUUCUUGGCCAAAACAAGAAGAAUCGUUAUGUGCCCCCAAGAAGAUGAGAGUGAGAAAAAAGAUCUGACACAUCGCAUAUCUCUCUGUCGAGAGGGGCUGUCUCGAAUCCAAGCUGAUAUGCUGGCCCAUUUUGAUGCUGUCAAUCAAGUUCCCCAAGGGAAUAGCAAAGAAUUCAUUGGGUCAAUCCCUAAUACGGCAGCCAGUAAGAUGGGAAAGUUUUGCUUGCAGGGAAUCGAAUCGGCUGUCGCCUUGCUAGAUCAAUUAUUGAGAGUCAUCAGAUCCAAUGACUCCUUGAGGAAAUCUGGUGCGUCAAGAUCGAAAUUCUUGUCAUUGAUGGACCCUCUGGCUUUGGUCAACAAUGCCAAAACAGGAAUCACGCCAGAGAAGGACGCGCGUACGUCCCCAAAGCCAGAUAGUGAAAGUAUGGUCACUUGGCAUGAUCGCUUGUGUAUGUCGAUGGGCAUGAUGAAAGACAUGCCGCCAAAUUGA
Messenger RNA from Penicillium macrosclerotiorum, 1182 nucleotides. RefSeq lists its product as uncharacterized. Bases 1 to 1182 code for a protein of 393 amino acids. Lineage: Eukaryota; Fungi; Ascomycota; Eurotiomycetes; Eurotiales; Aspergillaceae. The record is from RefSeq and is a predicted model, not a curated record. The transcript has a single exon.